AUGAAUUCAAUAAAAAAAAUAGGAAAUAAUUUAAAUGAUCUGAAUAAGCAACUAAAUGUAUCGAAAGAAGAAAAAAAUAAUAUUAAUUCUUUAUUAUACAUAAAUAAAAUUAAGAAAAAAAAUAUCUGUAAUUUUAAGAGUUUAAAUAGAAAUAAAAUAUGUGAAUUAAAAAUAGAUGAAAAUAGUAAAAAAAUGUUAUUUUCAUCCAAUGAAAAAACUUAUGAAAACAAAUUUAAAAAUAAUGGAAAUUUUAUUAAUAGAAAAAGUAAAUGUAAAUUAAUUAGUAAAAUUAAUGAAGAAAUAUAUGACAGAAGGUAUGGUUGUAAAAACAAAGAACUAAAUAUGUUAAAAUGUCAGAAAGAUAAAAAUUUAUUAACAAAUUUUGAAAAUGUAAAUAUUUCCUGUACUAAAAAAAAAGAAAAUGAAAAUAAAUGUAAAUUAAUUCAUAAAAAUAAGGAAAAUAAUCAAAAUUGUAGUGAACACAUUUCAGACAAAAGUACUAAAUGCAAUUUCAUAAAAACAAUUAAUUCAAGCACAAAAAACAUCACCAAUAUAAACUCAAUUUUAAAAGAAAAAUAUAAAAAAAAAAAAAGUUUUAAAAAUAAAGAAUGGAAUUCAUUAAGUAUUUCACUGAAAACUCAAGAUAUAAAAAUAGAUAACACUUUACACAUAAACAAAAGUAAAUAUAAAUUUGAAAAAUUAAAAAAAAGAAGUUUUGACUUUUUAAAAAAUACAAGUUCAAAAAAUAGAACGAUACAAGAACCAAUAAAUGAAAUAGAAAAAUCUAAACAAAAUAUAAAUAAUAAAAAUAAAUUAUUGAAUAAAUUUGAAACUAAAUUGAAACAUGUAUUACAAUGUGAUAAUAUUUCUAAAGGAAAGGAAUAUAAAGAUAUAUAUCAAUGCAAAAAUGAGUGUAAAACCCCUGAAAAUUAUGUAGAAAAUAUAUAUGCAAAUAAAGAAAGAUAUAUAAAAAAUAUAAUAGGUUAUAAUACAAACUUAAAAAAUGGUGAAGAAGGCAAUUUAUUAAUUAAAAAAAGUGCAUUUAGUAAUAGCAAAACAGAAACAAAAUGCCUAGAAGAAAAUGAGGAAACAAUUAGUCAAAUAAAUGAGCAUAAAGUAAGCAUAAAUUUCUUUAAAAAAAAUUUGGAAGAGACAGAAAUUAUUGAAAAAUUAAUAUAUAUAAAUUUAAAAAAAAAAAAUCAAUUGAUCCAAAAAAGGGAAAAAGAUAAAGAUGAAGGUGAUGAUGAUCAAAAAGAGGAAAUUGAAGAAAUAGAAGUAAAAACAAAAGAAAAAAAUGAAGAAAAAAGUAAAGGGAUAAUCCACAAAAAAAAAGAAAAAAAGACACAAAAAAAGGAUAAAUGGAAAAUUUUAAAGAAUGAAUUAAAAGGAAAAAUAAAAAAAAAAUAUAUAAAAGAGUAUUUAAAUAUAUUAAAAAAUAAUAAAACAUAUAAAAUAAUAGUUGUAAAAAAUAAUAAUAAAGAGGUUGGGAAUUAUAUUAUAACAAAUAAAAUAGGUAAAGGAACAUUUGGAGAAGUUUGCUUAGGAAUUCAUAUGUAUACUUAUGAAAUAGUGGCUGUUAAAAUUUUAAAUAAAAAAAAGUUAUUACAAAUGAUAAGCUAUGAUAAAAUAAUGAAAGAAAUAGAAAUACAUAAAAGUAUUGAUCAUAAUCACAUAUGUAGAUUCUAUGAAGUGCAUGAAAACAUAAAAAAUUUAUAUAUGAUUUUAGAAUAUUUACCUAAUGGGGAUUUAUUAACAUAUAUCUAUAAAAAUAAUUAUAUAAAUGAAAAUAAAGCAAGAAGAAUUUUAUAUCAAUUAAUAAGUGCUGUUGAAUAUUUACACAAAAUCAAUAUUGUACAUCGUGAUUUAAAACCUGAAAAUAUAUUACUAGAUUACAAUAACAAUGUUAAGUUAAUUGAUUUUGGAUUGUCUACCAUUUUUAAUCAGAAUAAUUUAUUAACAACAUCAUGUGGAUCACCUUUUUAUACAUCUCCUGAAAUUUUAUUAGGUAAUAAAUACAAAGCAGAAUCAACUGAUGUAUGGUCCUUAGGUAUCAUUUUAUUUUUAUUACUGAACAAUAAAUUACCAUUUAAUCAUAAUGAUUUAAAUAAGCUAUUUCAAAAAAUUAUAAAAGGGAUAUUACAUUUUGAACCAUAUGUAUCUUUAAAUGCAAAAAAUUUAAUUCAAAAUAUGUUAAAUGUAAAUUUUAAAAAAAGAUAUUCACUAAAUGAUAUUAAAAAUCACAUAUGGUUUACUAAUCAUAACUUGAAAAUAAAUUUAAAUAACUUAGAUAAUGGAUGCAACUUAAUCGAUUGUGAUACAUGUUUAUAUAAGAUAAUUUUUCAGAAUAAUGAUUAUUAUAAUGAUUUUAUAAUAAAUAAAAUAUGUAAAAUAACUAAUUUAGAUAAAAAUAACAUAUAUAAUCAAUUAAAAAAUGAAAAAAAAAAUUUUAUUAAAACAGCAUUUCAUCUUUUGCUCAAUAAAUCUAUUAGAAUAUUGUCAAAAAAAAAUUAUUUAUUUUCUAAUUUUAUAUUGAUUAAAAAGGACAACAUUCCUUUGAUCUCAAAUAUUAAAGAUGACAAUAAUAAUGAAGUUACCUCUUCUUGUAAUAAUUCAUUGAAUAAUAGUUUAUUAAAAAUAAUUAAUAAACAAAAAGAUAUGCACUAUCUCAACAUUUUCAAUAUUAGUAAGGAUAAUAAAAAUAUUACAGAACAAAAAUCCUUAGAAGGAACAUGCAGCAGAAAAAGCAAUACUAAUAAUUUUAAUAUUACCAAUAAAAUUCAUGAUUCUACUAAUACAAAUAAUGAUAACUAUGUAAAUAAUUGCAAAAGAAAUAUAAUAAACAACAAAAAAAAACAUAUUAAAAUAAAUAUACUUGAUAAAAAUAAAGGAGAUAAGUCUAAUUUAAAAGAAAACAAGUGUCAUAUACUUUCUAAUAAGAAUAAUAAUAGUAAAACCAAUUUUAAGAAAUAUAUAAGAACUAUUCAUACAAAUGAUGAUAAAGUAAAUAAUAAUUAUAAUUAUUUAAAAAAUAAAAGUAGUAUUAAAAAGAAAGGUAAUAACAGUAAUAGUUUAAAAGAUAAAAAUAAUUAUAUAACAGGUAAUUAUGUUGAUAUUAAAAGUGUAUAUAAGGGAAACAGUAAUAAAAUUAAAAUAAAAGAAACUAGAUUAAAUUUAUUAGAUAAAGUGCUUUAUCAGAAUAAUUACAAAUUUAGACGUCAUUCUAUGUUAACUUAUAAUGAAAUAAAAAAAAUAUCACUGGAAUCUCAUGAAAUAAAAAAUGAAAAUAACCUAUUAAGCAUUGAUACAUUUAAUAAGUACUAUGACAACUGUAAACUAAAAACAAAAUAA
Plasmodium gallinaceum is the source of this 3348-nucleotide messenger RNA. RefSeq names its product serine/threonine protein kinase KIN, putative (gene KIN). Gene Ontology annotation, biological process: protein phosphorylation; intracellular signal transduction. Lineage: Eukaryota; Apicomplexa; Aconoidasida; Haemosporida; Plasmodiidae. Bases 1 to 3348 code for a protein of 1115 amino acids. The transcript has a single exon. Gene Ontology annotation, cellular component: cytoplasm. Gene Ontology annotation, molecular function: protein serine/threonine kinase activity; ATP binding. The record is from RefSeq and is a predicted model, not a curated record.